This is a messenger RNA of Larimichthys crocea (large yellow croaker), 2909 nucleotides long. It is a transcript of the gene emid1, whose product is annotated as EMI domain containing 1. Bases 607 to 2073 code for a protein of 488 amino acids. Gene Ontology annotation, molecular function: protein binding. The transcript is spliced from 17 exons. The record is from RefSeq and is a predicted model, not a curated record. Lineage: Eukaryota; Metazoa; Chordata; Actinopteri; Sciaenidae.
CAUUCAGAUCAAAUCUGUGCGUAAUGUGCCGCCGCCUUGAGCGCACAUUGUCUUCUGUGAGAGGUUGAAACGGGGCAGGGUAAAAAAGACCCAGCAGGCUGCGCUUUUAAAAGACCCGAGGAGACUAUAAAAGUGGUUUCAUGCCCGCUGCAGUCAAGGCUCAGCUCGCUGUGCGCGCACAGACAGACGAGAGGAGGUAGGCAGAGCAGAUAGACGCACACACACACACUCACACACACACACACACACACAGCACAACUCAAGGUUUAUUUCCACAUGUCGGCUCUCUGUCACAGGUAGAGACAAACGAGAAGUGGGAGUUUAUGGGGCUGCGUUUUUCUUUCUUUAGUUCACUCAGGGUUUUAAGUCAAAUAACCGAGUGUCAGACUCAGUUUUUGGACUCUUUAGUGACUAGGAUGCGCGUCUUCUCCAGCAGACCCGGUGCUGUUUGACACUUUUCGCCAGCCCCCCCAGCUCCCACCAACCACCACCACCACCACCAUCCCUCUUCGAGCUGGAUUCACUAACCGGUCUGUUUUAUAACCGGGGGGAAGUUGGGCUCAUUUAAACUUUUCUGGCUGUACUUUUUUUUUUAAUGCCACGGAAAUGGGACCGCGCCAACGGGAGAGCGUGUCCGCGCUUUGCAGGAAAAGUUUGCUUUGGACUGUGCUGAUACUGUGCCUGACGACGUUUGUUGACGGGACCUGGAAGACCGGACUUUACAAAACCUACUCAGCCGGGACGCAGACAGCAGCCUCUCACACCUCAGUGUAUCAGAAAAGGAACUGGUGUCCUCAUACGGUCACUAAGACGGUGACAUGCCAGGUGCAGAAUGGGACAAUCCUCCAGCGGGUUUACCAGACAUGCCGCUGGCCACAGGGAUGCACAGGUGGCAGCUACAGGACUGUGGUCAGACCUUCCUAUAAGGUGGUGUACCGCACUGUGACCUCUCUGGAGUGGAAGUGCUGUCCAGGAUUCAGCGGCGCCGCCUGUGAAGAAGAUGCAGGGAAUCAGCUUGUAGCUCAAGAGGCUCUAAGGAAACCAUCCACACUACGCCGUCCUCCUGCACGCACUGGAGAGCCAGCCAUGAAUUGUCUGAACUGCAGUCAAAUCACAGCUUUGACUGACAGGCUGAACUCACUGGAGACGAAGGUGCAAUUAAUUUCUGCCCCGGCCUCCGUAUCACAUCGCCACCUUCAGGGUAAAGGAGGAACUGUACCAGAAGCCUCAUUACUGAUGGGGGCUGUGCCCGCUCAGGGAGCUCCUGGUGAGCAGGGGCCUGCAGGACCUCAGGGUGAAAAGGGGAGAGAUGGGCUUCCUGGCAGAGACGGGAAGCCAGGGUCUCGAGGGCUGCCAGGUCCCAGCGGGCCUCGGGGGGAUAUCGGGACAAGGGGCCCAUCUGGAGCGCCUGGAUCGAGGGGAUCUCCGGGACCUGCAGGCCCACGUGGUCCACAAGGACUCCCAGGAGAGAGGGGUCUACCAGGCCCGCCAGGCCCUCCAGGCCCUCCAGCGCCAGCCAGUGCCCACAUCCCAGAGCCAGACCACACCCGUGGAAAAGACCCUUUCUACACCAACACUUUCCAUGACUCACGAGGGUUGCCUGUUCCAGGACCUCAGGGUCCCCCCGGCCCUGUUGGUCCCCCAGGUCCCAGAGGUCCAGUAGGACCUUCUGGCCCAUCAGGACAGAACGGUAAACCUGGAGCCCCUGGAACGCAGGGCCCUGUGGGGCCAAAGGGGGAACGUGGCGAGAGAGGUCCUUUAGGUUACCAAGGAGAGAGGGGCUUCAGAGGCGAGCCGGGUUCACCGGGUCCCAAAGGAGAGCCAGGGGAGAAGGGCUUACCGAGCAAUCUAAAUGGGGACGGAAUACAUCAGAUCAGAGAGGCGCUGAAGAUCUUAGCCGAGAGGGUUUUAAUCCUUGAGACUAUGAUCGGUAUUCAUGAGCCUGAUCUAGGGUCUGGGGAUGGACCAUUUGGCACAGCCUCCCCUAGUUUCUACAGAGAUAAGCGAGCAGGUGCGCUUCCAUAUCGACUUGCUUCUCCUCUGUCCUCCGACACCAAGGUUCGAGGGAAGUAGCCCCCCCUCCACCUGCUCACCCUGAGGAUCACAGGCUGGGUUGACUCCCCCCUCCUAUAGGUCUCAUCGGCACUCAACAGAUUUAGACCUUAUCUGAUACCCACUGUGGGCUUUAUCAUCAGAUUUAGGAUGGGGGAAACCUCAGGGAAACUCCACUGAUACUCCACUAUGUCCUCCACCAUCGGGAACCUGAGAACUAGUUUGACUCCCCCAAACCAUCGCCAUAACCAAACACUUACCUUUCCAUAACACACCCAGCAGCUCCUUCUGUGUCUCAUAUGUUUGGAAACAGAACUAAAGCUUCAGAGUAAAGAAAAAAGGAAAAUCUGAAUCUCCUGUGGUGCUUCUGGAGCUAUAGAGAGUUCUGGGCAAUGAGGGUCAUAUAGAGUUAUCGAUUCAUGGAGAAAUCAGAUGUGAGGAAAUAGACUGGAUUUGAGUUUGUAUUGCUUUCACAAUGUAACUGCAAUCUGAAGAGAUUCCACUAUUUAAGUAUAUUGCGCAUGUACAGUUUACAGGACACAAGUACACAAACAAACCUCUUCUUUUAGUAUUAAUUUUGUUAUACUUCUAUCAUAUUGUUUAACUCAAUGUUAUGUAGUGCACUAAAAAGAUGAAGUCAUCUCCACUCUAACUGAGAUAUGUGUUGCUAACAGUGAUUUGUAGUUUUCUGGUGUGAGUGCCCCCCUUUCCCCCUUAAAGUACAGACUGACAAAUCGAUUUAAUAAAUUUUUAUCUUAUUUACAUUUACAUCUGUGCAAAAAAAAAAAAAAGCACCAACAUUUAAAUUUGGGUUUGUUGCAUCUUAACGAAAACUGUCAAAGUAUACAAAAAAAAAA